Molecule: messenger RNA, 990 nt
Organism: Fusarium oxysporum Fo47
Lineage: Eukaryota; Fungi; Ascomycota; Sordariomycetes; Hypocreales; Nectriaceae
Exons: 2
Coding region: 1-990 (329 amino acids)
Source: RefSeq, a predicted model, not a curated record
AUGUCUAACCAUGCAGGACCACAGAAUAUUGAUAAUGCCUUUCAUUUACUUAGCGUCUCUUUCAACAGUAUCCGGCCGGAUUAUCUGUCAUUUCCUGAGCAACGCCUCGAUGAACGCAACGUGAUUUACUCUUGGACCGACGAUGACAAGGAAGAGUUUGAACUGGAACACGUGCGGCUCAAGAUUCAACUUGACUUUAAAGAAACCGGACUGACAUGCAAGAAGGUCCCGUUCUUGCAAAAGCACCCUAACCACCCGUUUGCGGUCGUCUUCCAGGCCAUGAAAGCUUCGAAUCCUGACUGGAGAUGUGAUAAUGUUGACAUCAUCGCCCAAAGCGACCUUCUGAACAUGAUCUUCUCAUGGAUCCGGGAUGACCAAAGCGCGAGCUUUGUAAUCGAUGCGUCACUAGUCAGAAACACUCUUUUUAUCACACUCUUUGAGGACGAGAAACCAUCUGGCCACAGUGACGAGGAUGAAUCGUCAGACGCCAUCUUUGCGCCCUCGCCAACCACUGUCGGACAACAUCAUAUUCUGGAAUACUCAUUUGGAGGCCUCAACUUGCUUGUUACCUCCUCCGGCCACCUUAUGCACUCCAUCCGCUGGGGAAGCGAUGUAUACUUCGGACGAAUACUGCCAGCUGAUGAUAGAGCCGAUCCUGUCUGGCGCCGUGUACUCCCUUUGUUAUGGUUCAGUGGAACCCACACGUGUGUGUCUGGAUCUGUUUCUGACGGAGUUUUCAAAGAAGACAAUCAAUGGUAUGUCAACAGAAAGAUAAGAAAAUGGGAGGGUCGAGACGACACGCAAGAGCAUCUGAAAACGAUGUUUUGGCUCCUCCAGUACGUACGAAUGAUCACUAUGUGGCAGUUGUUUUCCAGAUCAUGUUUGAUCCGCUUCGAGGCCAAAGGCGGCCUCAAAAGGCUAGAAGUCUACGCUGCGUCGCGGGUACAACAGUUGCCUACUUUGUUCGGGGAGUUUUGGGAUAACAAAUAG